GCGGACUGUAAAUACUGUGCUCGUCUCCUGUUCUGCUUUCUUGUCUAUACUUGUGUCCCAGUCUGCUUGUGUUGUAUCAUAACGACUGUGUGUUUCAAGACGUUCUGAACUCAACUUUUCUAUAUCACACGCGCCACCAGAUAUAUCUAGCGCUCCUGAACUCGGUUGACUCACAUCUGAUUCGCAUCGGACUCGCAUGUCGUUGCUCUUCUCACAUUUUACAGCGCUCGACGAGCGCAUCCAACUCCACUAUCAAGGCAGCUCUCGGUUCGUUAUCUUGUCGAAGGUCACGGACGAUGCAUGGAUCGUUCAUCUGGGUCUUGCUCGUGAAGGCCGCUGGUGGAAGGGCUCGUGGGAGGAAGGCGAUAUUCUCGAGAUCGCUGGAAAGCGCAUCUUACCCAAGAACUUGGAAGCGCUCGCAGAUAACUUGGCCACCAAGCUCAUCGAUGACGACUUAGAGGUGGAGAACUGGGACCCGCUUGUAGCGAGAGGGGAUAAAGCUAUGAAGCUCACUCUUGGACCAUCGGGGAAGAAACCACUUCGGAUCAAUUUAGUGGAGAUGAGCGCGAACGAUGCUGCGAUUUUCGCUGUCGGAGAGUUCAUUUCUAUCGCUCUUCAAGCUCAAUCUCGUCAGUGUCACAUCAACCCUUCGAACUACGACGGCGCAUUGUCACUCUCUAACAAGAAGCAUCGCCGUUCACAAUCCAUCGAUCAAGAUCGAGCCACCUCUCCCAUCGAGACACCCUCUUCCCCGGGCCCCAGCACACAAGGUACACAAGAAGCGUCCCAGCGCCUGGAUAGAAAGCGAAGCAACGCUACAUUCCGUAUCCCUACCGAGAGAUCAACUCAGACCGCGGGCAGCUCAAAGUCACAAGAUAAGCCCAAGGGGAGAGGGAAGGCCAAAGAGAAAGAGAAAUCGGCGCCGACGCCGCCACUCGCUGUUCAACCCUCUGCAGCUGAGCUGGCUGCUCUUGAGGAAGUCCGCCAGUUGAAGGAAGAGUUGAAACGACAGAAGAGCUUGGUCGCUUCUGCGUCGCUUGCUAGAGUGGGGAGCAACGCUGGCCUGAUGAGUCGCUCUGUGAUUCCUGCACAGCCACGUAGGAAAGGUGCAUCACUAGCGAAUCCGAAUAAGAAGGCUAGGAAGCUAGAGGAGCUGGAAUUUGCCAGUGAUAGCGACUGAUAUUGGCCGCUGUGCGUGAUGUCCUCCGCCAAUCUGAUUGAAAUUACCUCUAUUGUACAGUAGUCUUCACAGAUUUGCGUAGUAUAUUGAAUUAUCCCCAUGAAUG
Stereum hirsutum FP-91666 SS1 is the source of this 1286-nucleotide messenger RNA. RefSeq lists its product as uncharacterized. NCBI's taxonomy places the organism in Eukaryota, Fungi, Basidiomycota, Agaricomycetes, Russulales, Stereaceae. The record is from RefSeq and is a predicted model, not a curated record. The coding region runs from base 197 to 1180 and encodes 327 amino acids. The transcript has 6 exons.